Messenger RNA from Parastagonospora nodorum SN15, 258 nucleotides. RefSeq lists its product as hypothetical. Lineage: Eukaryota; Fungi; Ascomycota; Dothideomycetes; Pleosporales; Phaeosphaeriaceae. The transcript is spliced from 2 exons. The record is from RefSeq and is a predicted model, not a curated record. The coding region runs from base 1 to 258 and encodes 85 amino acids.
AUGGCAAUGGGCCACAUCAACCAACAUGUCUGCGAACGCAUCCUCGGUGACCUUAAGGAUGCGGGCGUCAUUCAAGAACGAAGAUCGCAGCGCCGUGAUGCAUGUUUCGACGCCUCCGCCCCUCGUGAGAACUGGGCUCUAUACAGCAGCCCAGUCGUCUGCUGCGCUGCGAGCUGCUGCACAGGGAACAUCGAAUACUACAACCAGUCAAACUCGCUGGAAUCAUCGCGGUCCUACCCGUACUUGCUGCCUCUUUGA